AUGGUACAAGUAAGUGUUAUGACUUCUGGUUCAUCCAGACCAAAACCAACAACAGAACCAAAAUUAGGAGCAUUUAUAUAUUUGUUAUCUUCUAUGGCUGUUAUUGGUGGUUUUCUUUUUGGAUAUGAUACAGGUAUCGUGUCAUCUGCAAUGCUUUAUGUACCAAAUGCUAGUAAUAUGAAACCAAUGGGAUCUGUAUGGCAAGAAGUUAUUGUUUCUGUUACACCUGGUGUUGCUGGAAUAGCAGCAUUAUUUUCUGGUUAUAUUUCUGAUUUAUAUGGUAGAAAAAAACUUAUCGUUAUAUCAUCUCUUAUCUUUGUUGUUGGUGCUAUUAUUUGUGGUGCUGCUGCUGAAAAAAUUAUGUUACUAAUUGGUAGAAUUAUUCUUGGCGCAGGUAUUGGUUUUGCUUCAAUGAUUGUUCCUAUUUAUGUUGGUGAAGCAUCACCAAGUAAUAUAAGAGGACAACUUGUUACCGGUUUUCAAUUAAUGAUAACAUUUGGAUUAAUGGCUGCUAAUAUUAUUGCUGGUGGUUUUAGUUAUAUUGAUCCUGAAGUAGUUGGUUGGAGGUUAAUGUUUGCUUUUGCUGCAGUUCCUGCUGGUAUUCAAUUUAUUGGUUUUCUUUUUCUUCCAGAAUCUCCAAGAUGGUUAUACAAAAAUCGAAGUGAGGAAGAAGCUAGAGCUGUAUUAAACAAAAUUUAUAAUGGUAAUGAGGAAUGGACAGAGUAUGAAUUAAAUGAAAUUAUUGAAAGUCAACAAAAAGAAGAUGAAACUUCUAAAGGACAUCGUAAUGAAUUUACUAUUAAAAGAAUUCUUAAAACACCACAUGUAUUAAAAGCUUUAUGUAUUGGAUGUGCAUUACAGGCUUUUCAACAACUUUCUGGUAUUAAUACAUUAAUGUAUUAUACAGGAACAAUUAUUAAAUCUGCUGGUGUUAAAGAUAAUCAUACAACUAUUUGGAUUUCAGUUGGUACAUCUGCUGUAAAUUUCUUUUGUACUUUUAUACCAAUGUACUUGAUUGAAAAAAUUGGUAGAAGAAAACUUUUACUUGCUUCUGUACUUGGAGUUAUAGCAUCACUUAUUUUAAUGGGAGUAUCAUUUUUAAUUAUAAAUAAAACUUCUGCAAAAGUUCUUAAUUAUGAACAUAUGGGUAAUUUAAAUUUAACAAAUGAUGAUCAAAUAAAUCAUUGUAUGAAAUAUAGUUUAUGUGAUGAUUGUAUUUCAAAUGAAGAAUGUGGAUUUUGUGGAACAUUAGAUAAUAUAAGUAAAGAAGGUUAUUGUUUUCCAGUUAAUGAACAUGAUUCAUCACAAGGAUCAAGUGUAGGAUUUUGUAAAAAUCCUUCUAAUGAUGAAAUGCAUACAUAUAAUAAUGUUACUUAUGAAUGGAAUAAAGAAUAUUGUGUUACAAAAUGGACAGUUCUUCCAAUUAUCAUUAUGGUUAUAUAUUUAUGUUCAUUUUCUACAGGUUAUGCUCCAUUACCAUAUGUAUUAAAUGCUGAAUUUUAUCCAUUUUGGGCAAGAGGGACAUGUGUCUCAUUAUCAACAUUCUCAAAUUGGGCAUUUAAUUUACUUAUCUCUUUAACAUUUCUUUCACUUUCUGAGGCAGCAACAAAAUAUGGAACAUUCUUUAUAUAUGCUGGAAUUACACUUAUUGCAUUAACAUUUUUUUACUUUUUUGUUCCUGAAACAAAAGGUUUAACAUUAGAUGAAAUAGAGAUACUUUUUAUGUCGAAAAAAGAACGUAUUAAAUUUAAAAAUCAAAAUAAAAUUCAUCCAGAAAGUCUUGGUUCAGAACAAUUAAAAAUAACUUCAUUAGAAAAAUAA
Strongyloides ratti is the source of this 1821-nucleotide messenger RNA. Its product is annotated as Proton myo-inositol cotransporter. Bases 1 to 1821 code for a protein of 606 amino acids. Lineage: Eukaryota; Metazoa; Nematoda; Chromadorea; Rhabditida; Strongyloididae. Gene Ontology annotation, biological process: transmembrane transport. The record is from RefSeq and is a predicted model, not a curated record. Gene Ontology annotation, cellular component: membrane. The transcript has 2 exons. Gene Ontology annotation, molecular function: myo-inositol:proton symporter activity.